AAAAAAAAAAAACUUAAACUCUCUAUCUUCAGCUCGCUUCCCCAUAUAUUUAUUUAUUCCAUCCAUGCCCCAUCCUGAUCCAACGGCUCCCACUACUCCUCCACUCCAAAUCUAAAUCUCCACCCUCCGAUUAGAUCCACACUCAUUCGUCAUCUAUGUUAUCCCCAUCUCCUCCACUCCCUCAGAUCUAAGCCACCACUCCCUCUAUAUCUCUCUCACACAAAGGAAGGGGCAAAGUUGGAAGUUUAAUUACCAUUCUGUCCUUCCGGCAAUGGUGGAGGCACAGACAUGGACGACGCGGCGAAUGAGCAACCCGAGACUCGACACGACGGCGAACGACCAAGUCCUCGACAUUCCGGCGACUCCGCCGGGCGACGUACGGAACAACAACGCCUACACCGGCGGAUCCUACUUCUCGCCGACGGUGACGACGGCUCUGAUCAUAGCGUCGUGGUACUGCUCCAACAUUGGAGUCCUCCUCCUCAACAAGUACCUCCUCAGCUUCUACGGCUACCGGUACCCGAUCUUCCUCACCAUGCUCCACAUGAUCGCCUGCGCCGCCUACAGCUACGCCUCGAUCAACUUCCUCGAAAUCGUCCCGCUCCAACACAUCCACUCCAAACGACAGUUCUUCAAGAUCCUCGCACUCUCCGCCAUUUUCUGCUUCUCCGUCGUCUGCGGCAACACGUCGCUGCGCUACAUCCCGGUAUCGUUCAACCAAGCGAUCGGCGCAACGACGCCGUUCUUCACCGCCGUCUUCGCCUUCAUCAUCACGUGCAAGAAGGAGACCGGGGAGGUCUACCUCGCUCUCCUACCUGUCGUUUUCGGAAUCGUCAUAGCCAGCAACAGUGAGCCUCUCUUUCACCUAUUCGGCUUCUUAAUCUGCGUGGGGUCCACAGCUGGACGCGCUUUGAAGUCCGUAGUUCAAGGGAUUCUGUUAACCUCCGAAGCCGAGAAGCUACAUUCGAUGAACCUUCUCUUAUAUAUGGCCCCAAUGGCCGCGCUAAUUCUGUUACCGUUCACGCUCUACAUUGAGGGAAACGUGGCGGCGGUUACGGUCGAGAAGGCGCGUGGGGACCGUUUUAUAUUUUUCCUUCUGAUUGGGAAUGCCACGGUGGCGUAUUUGGUGAAUUUGACCAACUUCUUGGUGACCAAGCACACGAGUGCUUUGACGUUACAGGUUUUGGGGAAUGCUAAAGCAGCUGUUGCGGCAGUUGUGUCCGUUUUGAUAUUCAAGAACCCCGUUAACGUUAUGGGAAUAACGGGCUUCGCGGUUACAAUUAUGGGUGUGGUGCUUUAUAGCGAGGCCAAGAAACGGUCGAAGGUCACUACCCAUUGAGGGAAAAAAAAAAAAGAUUUUUUUUUCUUUUUCAUUUUCAUUUCCGAUAAACACGCUUCUUUUUGUUUUUAUUUUAUAUAAAAUUGUUUAUCGUUUAAAAAAAAAAAAAAACUUUAAAUUCAUGGAAUUGUUGUACUGUAUAGGAUAGUGGAGAAAGGGAAAGAGGGAAUUCUGAUUUUCUGUUUUUUUUGGGGGGGCUUUUAAUUGGUGGGGGCAGUUAGUAAUUAGAGAACAUAAGAAGAAUUCUCUCAUUUUUAAACUUUCUCCCUGUGUGUAAGCAUUUUGAGAACAUAGAAGACUGGAUUCAUUUAUCAAUUUUAGAUGUACUAUUUUUUGUGAGGAGGAAAACUCUCUCAUACAACUAUUUGGUUAAAAAAUAAUUCUGUCUUUUGACCA
This is a messenger RNA of Quercus robur (English oak), 1735 nucleotides long. RefSeq names its product probable sugar phosphate/phosphate translocator At1g12500. The coding region runs from base 272 to 1339 and encodes 355 amino acids. NCBI's taxonomy places the organism in Eukaryota, Viridiplantae, Streptophyta, Magnoliopsida, Fagales, Fagaceae. The record is from RefSeq and is a predicted model, not a curated record. The transcript has a single exon. Gene Ontology annotation, cellular component: Golgi apparatus. Gene Ontology annotation, molecular function: antiporter activity.